Tetranychus urticae (two-spotted spider mite) is the source of this 1880-nucleotide messenger RNA. Its product is annotated as Golgi-associated plant pathogenesis-related protein 1. Gene Ontology annotation, cellular component: extracellular region. The record is from RefSeq and is a predicted model, not a curated record. Lineage: Eukaryota; Metazoa; Arthropoda; Arachnida; Trombidiformes; Tetranychidae.
AUUAGUCUGAAUACAUGGAAUCACGUUAAUUCAGAAGAUGUUUGUACCUGGUUUUGUAUAUUUCAAUAAACGACUCUUCUCUUCUCAUUUGUGAAUAACUCUUUUCAUUUGUUGCCUGUUCAUUGUUGACUAAUUUUCUUCUUCUUUUUUCUUCUAAUUAACAUAUUUAACCUUCUUGAUUAAAUCUUCAUCAUUAUUUACCUUUUUUCAUUGAUAUACUUAUUGGUCUUGAAUUUAUCAAAAUAUUCACAGAAAGAGAGAAAUAGAGAGACAGAGAAAUAUCAAUACAAGGUUUCACUUGAUUUUUAAAUCUGCUUCAUUUUGCUUCAACUCUUUCGUUUCACAUUCAAUGGUUAUAUAUUUUUUUGUCAUCGCCAUUGACUUUGCAACUGGUUUACUUUAAUGUUCAAUAUUUCCUUCAUUCAAUUGUAUUAUUCCUGUUGAUCAUUCAAUUUCAAUUUUAAUCAAUAUCAACCGUUUGAUUUACACAUCUACGCAUUUACCUUCAUUGGAUAAUAUUGAUAAUAGUUCUUACAUUGUUCACCUUUUUAUUGUCAUCUUCAAAUCUAUUAAACAUGUUAGUUCAAUUGUUACUGACAACUAUAGUCUUUCAAGUACUUCAACAACCAAUUAAAGGACAAGAUUGCCUGAGUACGCACAACUAUCUGAGGGCUCUCCAUGGAACACCGCCAUUGGAAUAUGAUGAAGGGUUGGAGCGAUUUGCCUUGAAACGAGCCCAAUACAUGGCAUCCACCGAUAUAUUUGAACAUCCAAAGAGACUACGUUAUGGUGAAAAUUUGUAUUGGAGGAAAGGAUCAGUUCCAACCUGUCAAGAUGCCGUCAUGAAUUGGUACAAUGAAAUAUCUCUGUAUCAAUACAGUUGGCCAAGAUAUUCACCUAAAACCGGUCAUUUCACCCAAAUUGUUUGGCGUGACACCCAAAAGAUUGGUUGUGCGGCAGCUCAAAGCCCUCGCACAGAGAGGAUUUACAUUGCUUGUAAUUACUAUCCACCAGGAAAUGUACGAGGAUUUUUCAAGCAAAAUGUGGCCUAUCCAUCAUAUGGACAAUCAAGCAAAUGAUUUUUCGCCAAUCGGCUUAAAACUUAGAUUCAUUACCACCAAUUUAAUCAUUGACCAUCAUCAACAUCUUCAACCUUUACCAUCAAUGCAAUCACUUGCAGUCUACAAAAAUUAGCUUUAGUUUUCUUUCUCAUAAUCUCAUAAAAGUGAAAGAAGAGGAAAAAUUAUUUUUAUUUUUGUUUUUCAUCAUCAUUGACAUCAUCUUGUCACACUCAUCAUCACAUCUUAAUCAACAAAAUGGCUAUUUUACAGCCAUUUCUAUCAAUCUGUUCUACCAUGGUGCAAAAAGCAAUAACAAUGGAUGUUUUGUGCUUUUCUGGAUCAAUCGCUGAUGACAAGGAAUGAUGUUAUUGAUUAAAUUUUUGCGGGCAGAGUUUUGGAGGAUUUACCAAAUGAAAAUUGAUUCACUUCUCUUAUAUAUUACAAUUUUCAAACUAACAUUUGGUUAUGAUUUUGUUUUCACUUCUUGAUUAACCAAAAAAUUUUGUGAAAAUUUUUCCUCUUUUCACAAGUUAAACCUUUAACAUUAUAUAUUUGUAUUCCCAAUAUUUUAUAUUUAAUCUUUUCAAUCUGUAUUACCAAUUACUCGUUAUGUAUAUGAACAAAAUUGAACAAAAUUAACUUCAAUCAUGUUACAUUUGUUAGAGAAAUAUCUAGCUUUUUAAAUUGUCAAGUUAAUGGGUUUAACUGUAUUCGCUAAUUGAAAAGAUUAGUCAAGACAAAUCAAUAAUGAUUUUCAAUCAUGAUUAUCUAUAAUCACUCAUUGAUUUAUUGUAAAUAAUAAACAUAACUUUUGACCAA